AUGCCAGAGAGGCUGAGAAAAAUGAUGAUGGAUAUGCAGGCACGCUUGGUGCUGGUGUGGAUUAGUGUGCUUCCGCUGGUGCAGCCCAUCCCGAUGGAUGCUCCGCAGAACCUACAAGACAGGGAUGUGUUAACACUCGAUGGGUUGAACGUUGAUGCAGCUGCCCUCAGCCGUGCUAAGAGAGGCUGGGUCUGGAAUCAAAUGUUUGUGCUGGAAGAAUUUUCUGGGCCCGAACCUAUUCUUGUUGGACGGUUACACACGGAUCUUGACCCAGCGAACCGGAAUAUCAAAUACAUCCUGUCAGGAGAGGGAGCAGGGACAAUCUUCAUGAUCAAUGACAUGACAGGGGACAUCCAUGCCAUGAAGAGGCUUGACCGCGAGGAGAAGGCCGAGUACACUCUCACCGCGCAGGCCAUCGAUCGAGAGACCAACGACCCACUGGAGCCCCCAUCAGAAUUCAUCAUCAAGGUUCAGGAUAUUAACGAUAACGCGCCAGAGUUCCCGGAUGAGCCUUACCAUGCAUCUGUGCCAGAGAUGUCUCCCGUGGGCACUUCUGUCAUGGGGAUAACAGCCACAGAUGCCGAUGACCCUGUCUAUGGGAACAGUGCUAAACUGGUCUACAGCAUCCUGGAAGGGCAGCCAUAUUUUUCUAUUGAGCCGCACACUGGAGUAAUAAGGACUGCCCUUUCGAACAUGGACCGAGAAGCCAGGGAAGAAUACCUCGUGGUGAUACAAGCAAAGGAUAUGGGAGGUCACAUGGGAGGACUGUCUGGGACCACAACCGUUACCAUCACACUAACUGAUGUUAAUGACAACCCUCCCAAGUUUACCCAGAGUCUCUACCACCUGUCCGUGCUAGAGAACAUGCCGGUUGGAGAGGUCGCUGGAAGAGUCAAGGCAAAUGAUCGGGAUGUGGGACAGAAUGCCAGGUCUUUGUACGAGAUCAUCGAUGGAGAUGGCAUGGAUGUGUUUGAAAUCACCACAGACUCCCAGACCCAGGAGGGAAUUAUCACUCUUAAAAAACCUCUGGACUUUGAGACCAAACGAUCCUAUACCCUGAAAGUGGAGGCAGGGAACACCCACAUCGACCCACACUUCAUCAGCAAAGGACCUUUCAAAGACACGGCAGCCGUGAAGAUCACUGUAGAAGAUGCAGAUGAGCCUCCCGUAUUCUCGUCGCCAGCCUAUUUCUUGGAAGUGAGGGAGGACACUGCCCUGGGCUCAGUCAUUGGAGAGGUUCAAGCUCGUGAUCCUGAUGUCAUUGAGAGCUCUAUAAGGUAUUCCAUUGAUCGUCACACCGACCUUGAGAGACUGUUCAACAUUAAUACUGAUGAUGGAAAAAUAACAUUGGCAAAGCCUCUGGACAGAGAGACUGAUGUUUGGCACAAUAUCAGCAUAAUCGCCAUGGAAACCCGGAAUCAUAGCCAAGUGACCCGGGUGCUUGUAGCCGUUAAAGUUCUUGACAUCAAUGACAAUGCUCCUGAGCUCUCCUCGCAGCCUGAAGCUUACUUGUGUGAGAAUGGAAAGUCCGGCCAGGUGAUUCAGACGGUCAGUGCAACAGACAGAGAUGACCCAAAGACUGGACAGUAUUUUUUCUACAGCCUGGCGCCUGAGGUUUCCAGAAACCCCAACUUCACGAUCAAGAAUAAUGCAGAUAACUCAGUGAGCAUACUGGCAAGGCAUGGUGCUUUCAACCGACAGAAACAGGAUGUUUACCUUCUGCCCCUCAUCAUCUCGGACAGUGGGACCCCCCCCAUGAGCAGCACCAACACACUCACCAUUCGCGUCUGUGGCUGCAGUGCUGACGGAAAUGUGCAGUCCUGCAAUGUGGAAGCUUUCGUCCUUCCCAUAGGGUUAAGCAUGGGGGCUCUCAUUGCAAUCCUGGCAUGCAUUAUCCUCCUUCUGGUGAUUGUGGUACUCUUUGUAACAUUACGAAGGCACAAGAAUGAACCACUUAUUAUCAAAGACGACGAAGAUGUGAGAGAGAACAUCAUUCGUUAUGAUGAUGAAGGCGGUGGGGAAGAGGACACCGAAGCCUUUGACAUCGCCACCUUGCAAAACCCUGAUGGUUUCAAUGGGUUCCUGCCCCGGAAGGACAUCAAACCUGACCUACAGUACGUACCCAGGCAGGGACUCCCACCUGUCCCCAAUGGAGUUGACGUGGAUGAAUUUAUUAAUGUGAGGCUCCACGACGCCGACAUUGAUCCCACUGCCCCUCCUUAUGAUUCCAUCCAGAUCUAUGGCUACGAAGGGAGAGGGUCAGCAGCUGGUUCACUAAGCUCAUUAGAAACAACGUCAACAGAUUCAGAGCAAAACUUUGACUACCUCAAGGAUUGGGGCCCAAGGUUUAAAAAACUCGGGGAUAUGUACGCAGUUGGAGAGAGCGACAGAGAAACUUGA
This is a messenger RNA of Hypanus sabinus (Atlantic stingray), 2400 nucleotides long. RefSeq names its product cadherin 8 (gene cdh8). The transcript has 11 exons. Lineage: Eukaryota; Metazoa; Chordata; Chondrichthyes; Myliobatiformes; Dasyatidae. The coding region runs from base 1 to 2400 and encodes 799 amino acids. Gene Ontology annotation, biological process: synaptic transmission, glutamatergic; cell morphogenesis; multicellular organism development. The record is from RefSeq and is a predicted model, not a curated record. Gene Ontology annotation, cellular component: axon terminus; catenin complex; plasma membrane. Gene Ontology annotation, molecular function: calcium ion binding; cadherin binding.